AUGGUCCUGUGCCUGGUGCUGUUUCUCCUCGGCCAGGCCCCGGCCCUGCUGGCCACCGGCGUCUACCUCCAUGCGACCGCGAAUCCCCUACUGUCGGCCUCUGGCCCGACCACCCUGCUCACCCCGGGUGGCCGCGCCACAGUGGCCUACACACGCAUUGACAGCAGCACAUUCCAUGUGCACAUGCAGCACGACGCGAUCGGUGGGAUUUCCGAAAUGCGCUGGGGCGGUUUCCUGGACCCCACACGCACUGAUGUAGUUGGAUCUCCCCGGCCGGCCAGGCUCCCGGACGGCGAGAUCAUGUUCCUCCCCCGGCAGGACAACUUUGCUCCUCUCUUGGUGGAACACAAUUCCGCCCAUGUUGCCCUCUUCACCGGUGACGACGUCGUGGACUUCUCCCCGCCGGAAGUCCGGCUGCUGACCGGGGCGGCGUACUCCGAGUCGGAGGCCGGACUCCUGGGGCUGAUAGGUGAGCCAGGUCAGACCCAGACACUAUAUGUGGCUCUAUUUUCCGGGGCCGCCCUUUCUUCGAAGAUGUCUUUGCUAUCGCCCUUCACCAUGCCCGUGCAUGCGGCCCCAUGUCCUGGGAGGCGCUUUUUCUUGGCCUCCGGCAGUUGCUUCUACUCGAUCAUCCUUUCCGAUGACCCGUUUCUCGCCAUCGAAUCAGAUCCCCUUUCCGAAGACGUCUUGCAGGUGGUUGCAACACGCGUCCUCUCCUCGCAAGAUGACUGCCCCCAGUCCGGAGAUGUCAUCCUCCUUCUGGCCGGGGGCACCGUGCGACUGUACAAGUGUGUUGCCACCAACCUGGAGGCGUCGCUAUCAUGGGGGGCGCCUUUGCCGGGCGAGUUGUCGGCCGCCAAUGCCCGCGUCCUUGCGCCGCCAGCCGUCUCCAUGGAUGCGCCACUCGGGCACUUCUAUGUCCUCUCCGACGGUCAGGCCCCGCCGGUGGCCUUUCGCGUGGAUGUACAAAACAAUGUCCUGCAUUGGCGCAGGCUGGUUCUCCCACCGCUGGUUGACAGUGUGGCCGGGCUGCAGCUGGCUCGGCUGCGCACCAGCGCCUCGGCCAGCACCUGGGCCCUGACCACCGGCACUCUGCAGGUUCUCUUCGAUUCGGAGUCCUUCCUGUGCCCCGGCGAUGGGACCAUCAUGUGCAAUGGGCCCAACAUGGAGACGCCCUUUCCGCUGGGAUGGGGCUGCGUCGAGGGCCAAGUUGGCUCGCCCUUCCUGGUGGCCGACAAGCUUUGCGUCGGCUGCGGGGCCGGGCACCACCUCCAGCGGCCGGACGACGAGCUGCCCUUCCUCGGGACGGACCACGAAUGCCAGCCCUGCCCGAUGGCGCACUGCCUCACUUGCGACUCGGCCAAUUGCCUCGUCUGCCAGGAGGGCUACCUAUUGGAGGUCGAUUCGUCCAGCCAUCGCACCAUCUGCGUCAGUCAAUGCUCGGCGGGCUUCCUCCAAGAGGGGCUGGCCACCUGUCAGCCAAGCUGGUCGGCGCCACCCCCGGCCAAGCUCCACAUGCCCCAGGUGGAGGUCUUCCCCUCGCCACUUGACACCAUGACCGUCAUUGGAAUGGGCUCGACCCUCCUUCAGCCCUCGAGCAGCUGGCCCUUCGCCCUGAUUCCCUCCAUGACGCCCGACCCCCAUGCCGGUGUGCUGCUCUUCACCGGUGCGGGCAAAACCUUCCUCAUGCCAGCCGCCGACAUUGGCAACCCCCAAAAGGCCUCCCCGUCUCCGGUUGACCUCUUUGACUUCACGGACCUACCGGCCAUGGCCGCCUUCGCCGAGGCUGGCCCCUUUGAAUCGGCCGGGGCAAGCAUCAUGGCCAUGGUCCUGUGUGACAGCAUGGGCAAGGUGUAUCACGCGUGGCUGGGCUGCUCAAGCAUGGCGGCCUGUCCGGUGGACCAGCGGCUCCUCGAGCCGACCUUUCUCCUUCAGGAGGGCUGCUUGGGGCUUUGGCGCAUGAGUGCCGAGCAUAUCCUCCUGCAGGCGGGCGAUCAGUCGUACCGGGUUCUCCAGGCCAUUGCCUCAAGCAGGGAGUUUGUUGUCCACCACUUCCCCGACGCCACAGGCCUGGCAUACCUCCCGACCGUCGGGACCUUUCGUUCCAGUCCAAGCUUCGGCGACUGGCUCGUGCUCGCCCAAUCGCAGAAGAGACCGACCGCCGGGCCGAUGGGCCUGGUUCUGGGGGAUCCCGCUCGUUUGGCCACCCUCCGGGAGGACUUCCUGCAAGAUGUCAACACGGCUGGCUUCAACCUCGCGCCGGUGCUCCUCCGCCGGGCCGACGCGCCCUGGAGCCAGGAGCUGGUGCUGGCGGCCCUUCACGACAGCCAGUGGGUGAUCUUCCAGGUCCCGAAGGACAUGCACCCGGCCGGGCGAUCAACCGGCCUGCCCAGCACCAAGCAGGUUUUGGGCACCCUGCCGGCGGGACUGCCAGCCCCGCCAGGUGCCGCCAUGCUGCAGGCCCGCUUCCAGGCCGUUCCCCUGUACGAGCACCCGGCCUUCCCGUCGGCCCUGGUGCUGCUGGGGCGCUCCUUUGUGGGCAUCUCGCUGUUCCACUGCCCCCACGGCGUGGCCGGCACUUGCUCCCUGCGGCCGGCCACCUUCACACAAUGGCCCACGGCCCAUGCGCUGCCGGGGAGCGUGGGCUUCUGGUGGCCGGUCAUCGCCCGGCGCCCGGCGCUCGUCACCCCGGGCCCCUCCCUGGCCAUGCUACUCCUGGCGCCUGGGCAGACGCUGUCGUCCGUCUCCCUGGAUGCCCAUUGCCCUGCCGGCUUCUUCGGGCUUGAUUGCCAGCCCUGCGAUGCUUUGUGUGCCGAGUGCACCGGGCCACUGCCGACCGAUUGCACGGCAUGCGCCAUCUGGCUGCCCGGCGAGCAGGAGGCCUGCCUGGAGGCCUGUCCCAGCGGUCUGUAUCCCGAGCUGGGCCACGCCGGUGCCUGUGUGUGCCAUGAGCACUGCGACAAUUGCCAGCCCAACAGCGAUGGCCACCACACAUGCAUAUCCUGCAAGAGUGGCCAUGCUCCCAGCCUGACGGCGCCCGGCCAAUGUGACGCCUGUGCUUCCGACUGCCUGGACUGCUCGGUCCCCGGGGCCCCGGAUGCCUGUAGCGCCUGUGGCACGGGCACUUGGCUGGAUGGCGGGGCCUGCGUGCCGGACUGCCCUCCCGGCACCUGGCCGCAGAGCCAGCCUCGCGAGUGCGUCCCCUGCCCGGCGGCCUGCGUCAGCUGCACCUCGUCGACUAGCUGCACCGGCUGCAAGGCUCGGCACUUCCUGGAUGGAAACGGCCAAUGCCGGGCUUGCGACGCCUCGUGCGCCGCGUGCGCCGGCCCCACCUCCUGUACAGCGUGCAUGGGCGGCCUGGUCUUCCUGGCGACCGAUGCGAACUUGGAUUCGUUGUGCACGGCCACCUGCCCGCCCGGCGAAUUGGCCGGGCCCCAGCGGUGUGCGGCGUGCGACCGGUCGUGCGCCCUGUGCGCCGGCCAGGAGGGCGCCUGCCAGGUGUGCGCCGUGGGCUUUCACUGGACCGCCGGGCCGCCGGUGGCCCCGGCCACCACGGCCAGCUGCUCGGCCUGCCCGGCCGGCUGCGCCGCGUGCAAUGCCUCUGGCAGGUGCUUCGCCUGCGACGCCGGGCUCUUCCUGCAGAGCAGCGGGUCGUGCGUGGCAGCCUGCCCGGGGCCGACCUUCGGCGACAGCGACUCGCUCACGUGCCAGCCGUGCGACGUGAGCUGCGCCGCCUGCGCCGGGCCGGGCCCGGACGAGUGCACCGGCUGCGCGGCCGGGCUCGAGUUCCUCGACACCGGCCCGGGCACGGGCAGCUGCCUGUCCGGCUGCCCGGAGGGCCAGCAUCGCGACGCGGCCUCCGGCCUUUGCGUCGCCUGCCACCCGGCCUGCGCCACGUGCAACGGCCCGACCGACCAGGACUGCUGGCGAUGCCAUGGCGCCGUGCUCCAGGGCGGCCAGUGCCUGCAGGCCUGCGCCGCCAGGCAUGUGCCCCUGGCCGGCCGGUGCCUCCCGUGCCACGCAUCCUGCGACCGGUGCGCCGGCGUGCGGUCGGUCGACUGCCUGCCGGACUGCGCACCCGACUUGCUGGCCCUGCCGGCCGGGGCGUCGCCCAUGCGCUGCGUGCCGGCCUGCCCGGUGGGGUACCACACCUCGGGCGCCGGGUGCGCCCCCUGCGAGGCGCACUGCGCCAGCUGCCCGGCGAGCGCGGCCACCUGCGCCCUGUGCGAGCGCGGGUGGCUGCUGGAUGCGCCGAGCUGCGUGGCCGAGUGCCCCGGCUCGUCGGUGGCCCUGGGCGGGCUGUGUGCCACCUGCCACGAGUCCUGCGCCACGUGCUACGGGCCGGAGCCGGAGCACUGCCUCACCUGCGGCCCGUCCGCCCCGCUGCACCUCGACGGUGCUUGCCUUGACGCCUGCCCGGAUGGGACCUUCCGGUCGGGGUCCACUUGCCUCCCCUGCGGGGGCGCAUGUGCCACAUGCACCGGGCCCGGGCCCCAGGACUGUGUCACAUGCGCCGGCGGCCGGCUGCUGCUGGAUGGCGUCUGCCUGCCGGAGUGCCCGGCCGGGCGCUUUGCCGAGGCCGGCGUGUGCCAAGCCUGCCACGGGUCCUGCCACACGUGCGAGCAGGCCGCCGCCUGUGCCACCUGCCUGCCCGGGGCCCUGCUCCAGCCGAGCGGCCAGUGCGGGCCCGGCUGCCCGGCCGGCUGGGCUGCCUGCCCCUCGGCCGGCCAGUGCCAGGCCUGCCCGGCGCACUGCACCCAGUGCGCGGCCUUCGGGCCCGAGUGCGCGGCCGGCUGCACCGCCUGCGAGGCCGGCUUCGUCCUGUCCGGCGGCCGGUGCGCGGCCGGCUGCCAGCCCGGCGAGUAUGCCCCGGCCGGGUCUGCCACCUGUGCCCAGUGCCAUGGCGGCUGCGCCGCCUGCUUCGGCCAGGCCACCCACUGCACGGCCUGCGCCCUGGGGCUGCUCCAUUGGGAGCUCGGCCAGUGUGUCGGGGCCUGCCCGGCCGGCCAUGCCCCCUGGCAGGGCGUCUGCCUGGGCUGCCCGGCCGGCUGCGAGCAGUGCACCGCCGGCGCCGGGCAGCCCGCCUGCCAGGGCCACCCGGACGGGUCGGUCACCUGUCCGGAGGUGGCCGCCUGCGACCGGUGCGCCGGUGGGCUGCUCCUGCACCUGGGCCGGGCGUGUGUGUCGGAAUGCCCGGCCGGGUUCUUCGCCGAUCUGGCCGCCAUGCCGCCGGCCUGCGGCCCCUGCCAUGCGACCUGCGCGGCCUGCGUCGGGCCGGCCGUCGCCGAGUGCCUGACGCCACCGAGGAAGGCCGGCGGCCGGCUGGGGCUGAUCCUCGGCCUGGCGCUGGGCCUGGGGCUGCUGCUGCUGCUGCUGCUGCUGCUGCUGCUGCUGCUGCUUGUGCGCCGGCGGGCCCGCAUGAAGCCCCCCCCCGCGGACCCGGCCGAUGGGGAUGCCACCAUGCUGAACACCAUCAUGGAGCUGGCCCUGCCCGGGGCCAUCCUGGUGGACCUGGCCGCGGACUUCCACCCGCUGGCCGAGUCGGCCCUCGGGGCCGGGGCCCAGGCGUCGGUGUACGCGGCGCAGGCCGUCGGGGCCGGCAUCUCCGGCCGACUGGGCUGCCCGGACGUGGUGGCCAUCAAGCGCAUGAAGGUGCAAGCCAUGAAGCCGGUGCACCAUGCCAUGUUCCAAAAUGAGGUGGCCCUCAUGUGGCUCCUGCGCGAGCAUGCCCAUGUGGUCCGGCUGUUUGGCUACUCGCAAGCCCCGCCGGGCCUGGUGAUGGAGUGCUUCCAGACGGACCUCGGCACGCUGCUGCACUCGGACAUCCCGCUGACCUCCUGCCAGGUGCUGGACAUCUGCCAGCAGUGGGCCUCCGGGCUGGAGGCCAUGCACGCGCACGGCAUCGCCCACUGCGACCUGAAGCCGGGCAACGUGUUUGCCAGCCGGCGCCCGGACGGCGGCUGGCGCGCGGCCCUCGGCGACCUGGGCACCAGUCGCAAUCUCAAUACCGACCGGUCGUCGGUCCUCGUCAACCAGGCGCCGGAGUUGAAUGCCCUGACCGCGCGCUACGCCUCGCCCGAGAUCUUCGUCACCCUGCAGCGCGCGGUGGCCCUCGACCGGGAGGCCUUCCUCCCGGCGGACAUCUACGCCGCGGGGGUCCUCCUGUGGGAGUGCCUGGCCCGGUCGGUCCCCUGGCAUGCGCUGCGCUUGGCCUUGCUCGCCGUGGUCUGGGGGGCGACCUGGCUGCUGGUGCCGGCGGUGCUGGCCACCGGUCCAAGCCUUUUUCUCCAUGCCGCGCCCCGGCCGGUGAUGAAUGUCGAUGGCCAAAUGACUUUGGUCACCCUGCCCGGGCGGGAUACCACCGUCAACAUCGAGGCCCCCGCGCGCGAUGUCCAAGGCUACCACCAGGCCGAUGGGCUGGCCAUACUGCCGGAAGUUCGCUGGGGCCCCUUCCUCGGUCGGAAGAUGGCCUACCGGUUGGUGUCCCCGCGGCCCGACGACCUGGGCCUGGCGGCGAGGAUGUUUCUGCCGCCCCCCGCCGGAUCGACCAUGCCGGUCCUGCUGGAGUUCACCCACGCCUGGGUCGCGUUCUUUAUCGAGCCCUUUCACGUGGCCUUUCCCCAGUCGAACAUUUUCCUCCUGGCGGCAUCGGCCCCAAGCAGCAGCAGCAACAAGGCCGACCUGCUGGGGAUCGUUCCCAGCCCGAUGGUCGAGAGGUAUGCGCUGUUCGUGGGCACACUCUCUGCCGGGGCCUUGGUGAAAACCGACAUGCCGGGGGUGGCCGAGCUCGAGAGGCCGGUCCUCACGGCCGCCGGGCCGCAGCGGGUCUUCUACGUGGCAUCCGGGGGGGAGCUUCUCGCCGUGCGCAUCCCCCAGGAUGGCAUGGCCAGCAUUUCCCACACCCCGCUCGCCUGGGCGCCGACGCACCUGCUUGCCACGCGGGUCUUCUCGUCGGAGGGCGAUUGUCCGGACGCCGCGGAUGUGCUCCUCAUGUCGGCCAGCGGCGAGAUCCGGCUGCUUCCCUGCCAUGCAGGUGCAACGGCAAGCCCGGAAUUCUACCUGGCACUCCUGCCGCCUGGCAUCGGUCCCGGCGGGCGUUUCCUCAACCCCCCGGCCGUGUCGAUGGCCGAGCCGUUGCCUUUCUUGUACUACGCCGACGAGACGCUCGGGUGGGUUGACCUUUGGCGAUUGGAUGUCCGGUCGAGCGUUUCCAGCUGGCAGCGGGUCAUCCUCCCCGACAUUGCCCGGCCAGGUACCACGCACUUGGCUCGACUUCGGCUGGGCGUCCACCCGGCCUCCCGGUGGGUGCUGCUCGGGGGCAUGGUUGCCCUCUUCGAGUCGGCGGACUUCGGCUGUGGAAGUGACCCGAGCAUCGUGUGCGACGGGCCCGCGGUGUCGACCGGCUCGACGCUGGGGUGGGCCUGUGCCCCGGGGCGCGCCGAGUCGCCCCUUGUCGCGGUGGACCAAUUGUGCGCCGGCUGUGCCGAGGGCCACUACCUGCAGCGCUCGGCCGGCGAACCGCCCUUCUCCCAUCCGUCGCACUCAUGCCAGCCCUGCCCUCAGCCAAACUGUCGAACAUGCAGCGAGCUGCAUUGCCUUGUCUGCUCGCCGGGCUUCUUGCCGCAGGCCACCGGCGCGAGCGGCAGCGUCGCCUGCGUGCCAUCCUGCUCGCCGGGCUUCGCCGAGUACGCGGGCGCCUGUCAGCCCACCGGCACGCCGGCCCUCGAUGCCAUUUUGACCGUCCCCCAGCCGGAGCCCCUCCCCGGGCUGGACCCCAGCUCGGUGGUCACGGCCUUCGGCCUGACGUGUCUCAGCCCGGCGGCGUCGACCGGGCGCCCGGUCCUCCCUCUGCCAGGGGCCCCGCGCGACAGGGUCCUCAUGUUUGUCGAGGGCCAGCCAUCGCGCGUCAUGCCACUCGGCGAUGUCGGCCUGGCAGCCAAGCCGGCCCCGGCCCCGAUGUCGAUCUUCCCCAUGCCCGGGGUGGCCGGCGUGUCCUCCUUCGUGGAGCUCGGGCCCUUUCUGACGAAUGGCCAGCUGAAGGUGGCACUCAUCAUGUGCGGCCGGAAUGGGGGGACAUCGGCCGCCUGGCUGUCCUGCUGGACCCCCGGCAGCGCCGGGGACGCCGCCUGCACGGUCAGCGACCCGGUGGCCCCGAUGUCCCUCCCCGGCGGCGGCGACUGCCUCGAAGUCCGGCCCCUGGACCAGCGGCAUGUGGCCGUCCGGCUGGCCAGCUCCGAGGUGCUGGUGGUCCUGGCGGACCACAUCACCACCAGCAUCACCACCACGCGCUACCAGGCCGAGCACAUGCUCUCGGUGCCGGGCGCCCCCGCCGGUCGGGCCUACCCGCUGGGCCUUCGGCAUGAGUGGCUGCUCCUGGCCCGGGCCGGUGUCGGGGCCACGGCCGGGCCGGCGGCCCUGCCGGUGGACGACUCGCGCUGGGACGCCCUCCGGGGGCUUCUGCUGCCGGACCUGCCGAAGGACGGCCCCUUCACGCCGGUGCUCCUUCCCCGCCAGGGCGGGGCCCUGUCCCCGGAGCUGGUCCUCACGCGGCUGGACGGAUCCCUGUGGGAGGCUUUCCGCGUGCCGGGGGACAUGCUGCCAGCCGGGCGGUCCAUCGGCCUGCCCUCGGCCAGGCAGGUCCUGGGGUCUCUUCCCGGCGCGCUGAGCCCGGGGCUGCCCCACUCGCCGGAUGCCCGGUUCGAGGCCAUCUCCCUGGGGGCCUCGCACGAUGCCCAUCCCAGUGCCUUGAUGCUGCUGACGCGGGACUUCUUCGGCGUGGCCCUCCUCCGGUGCGACGCCGGCCCGGCCGCGUGUACAUUGCUUCCCGCGCGGUUUGUCCCCGUGCCGGAGCCGCUGGGGCCGCUGGCCGGCUCGCCCAUGUGGGGGGCCCCCAUCGGCCGGGUGGCCCCGUCGAAGGACUGGCUGCCUGGGGUUGCGGCCACCCUGCUGGCCGUGGCCCCGGGCUCGGGCCCGGUGUCGCUGAGCCUCCUGGCCGCCUGCCCCACCGGCGACACCUACGGCUUUGACUGCCUGCCAUGCGACAGUGGGUGUCUCCUUUGCAAUGGGCCCGGCGUGGCCGGGUGUCUGGCCUGUCGGUUUUGGCUGCCCGCCGCCCCGGACGCCUGCCUGGCGGCCUGCCCGGUCGGCACGCACCCCGCCGCCGAUGGCCAGUGCCGCUGCCACGCCACCUGCCAGACCUGCCUGCCCGACGGGCAGGGCACCUACGAAUGCGUUGACUGUCGGCCCGGCGGCGCCCGGGCCCUGGGCGGCGUGGAGCCGGGCCAAUGCUUCCCCUGCCAUGAGACCUGCGCCACAUGCUCGGUCCCCGGGGACCCGGCGACCUGCCUGGCCUGUCCCGCCGGCCGGCUUGCCCUCGGGGGCCGUUGUGUUGACUCGUGCCCGGCCGGCCACUGGGAGGACCGUGUGGCCCGGGUGUGCAGGGCCUGCCCGGCGGCCUGCACCGAGUGCCUUUCGGCCACCGAGUGCGCGGCCUGCGCCGGCCGGCACUUCCUCGGCGGCGAUAAGCGGUGUCACCCGUGUCACGGGUCGUGCGCGGCCUGCAGCACGGACAUGGCCUGCACCGCAUGCCUCGGCGGGCUGGUCUUCCUUGAGGCUGACCCUGCCACCCCCUCGCUGUGUGCGAGCGCCUGCCCGCCCGGGGAGUACAUCGGCUCGGGCAGGUGCGCGACGUGCGCCGCCUCGUGCCAGCUCUGCGCCCACAGCGGCACCAGCUGCCAGGUGUGCGCCGAGGGCCACCGGUGGGCCGCCUCGCCCCCGGGGCCCGGCGCCGGGGCCCCCUGUGUCCCAUGCCCCGAGGGGUGUGUCGCCUGCACCGCGGCACAUUGUCUGUCCUGCCAUGGGGGGCUGCUUCUGGACCCGGCCGGCCGGUGUGUGGCCGCCUGCCCGGCCGGGUCAUUCAGCAACGGCGAGUCGUGCCAGCCGUGCGACGUGAGCUGCGCCGCCUGCGCCGGUGGCAUGGCCAACCAGUGCACGGACUGUGCCACCGGGCUGGAGCUUGUCGAAGUAACCCCCGGUGUCGGCACCUGCGUGUCCGGCUGCCCGGAGGGCCAGUACCGCGCGGGGGCCGAGUGCCUGCCCUGCGACGCGGCCUGCGCCACGUGCAACGGCCCUUCGGACAAGGACUGCUGGCGCUGCGCCACCGGUGUCCUGCAGGGCGACGACUGUGUGCAGGCCUGCGCCGCCAGGCAUGUGGCCCUGGCCGGCCGGUGCCUGCCCUGCCACGCAUCCUGCGACCGGUGCGCCGGGACCCGGAGCACCGAGUGCCUGCCGGACUGCGCACCCGACUUGCUGGCCCUGCCGGCCGGGGCGUCGCCCAUGCGCUGCGUGCCGGCCUGCCCGGUGGGGUACCACGCCUCGGGCGCCGGGUGCGCCCCCUGCGAGGCGCACUGCGCCAGCUGCCCGGCGAGCGCGGCCACCUGCGCCCUGUGCGAGCGCGGGUGGCUGCUGGACGUGCCGAGCUGCGUGACCGGGUGCCCCGGCUCGUCGGUGGCCCUGGGCGGGCUGUGCACCGCCUGCCACGGGUCCUGCGCCACGUGCUACGGGCCGGAGCCGGAGCACUGCCUCACCUGCGGCCCGGCCGCCCCGCUGCACCUCGACGGUGCUUGCCUUGGCGCCUGCCCGGCCGGCACCUACCAGGCCGGGCCAGCAUGCCUCCCCUGCAGCGUCUCGUGUGCUGCCUGCUCCGGGCCCGACGGCAGCGAGUGCGUCUCCUGCCCCGGGGACCGGCUCCUCCUCGAGGGCCACUGCCUGUCCUCCUGCCCGGAGGGCUACUUCCCCCAGGGCAAUGUGUGCCGGCCGUGUGCCCCCUCGUGCCGGACGUGCCGCGCCCCGGACACAUGUGCCUCCUGCCCGGCGGGCGCCCUCCUGACCCCGGCCGGGGCGUGUGACACGGGCUGCCCGGCCGGCUGGCUGGCAUGUGCCCCAUCCGGCACAUGCGUCCCCUGCCCGGAGGGCUGCGCCGAGUGCCGGCCCGGCCAGGCGCCCUGCUCGGCCGAGUGCACUGCCUGUGCCGCCGGGUGGGUCCUCUCGGAUGGUGCCUGCCACGGGGCCUGCCCCCCGGGCCAGUACCAUCCCCAGGGUGCGGACCGGUGUGCCUGGUGCGAGCCCGGCUGCCGGACCUGCUUCGGCCAGGCGGACUCCUGCACCAGCUGCCCGGCGGGGCUGGUCCGCACCAGUGCCGGCACAUGCGCCGGCUCCUGCCCGGCCGGCUCGGCGCCCGUGGAUGCGGCCUGCCUGCGGUGCCCGGCCGGCUGCGAGCAGUGCACCGCCGGCGAGGGCCAGGCCGGCUGCACCCUCGAGGCGGAUGGCUCGCUCGCCUGCCCCGUCAUGGGGUCCUGUGAUGGGUGUGCCGGGGGCCUGUUCCUGGUGGACGGGUCGGCCUGCGUGGCGGCCUGCCCGCCCGGCACCUUCGGCCAGGAGGGGCCCCUCUCGCCGGUGUGUGCUCCGUGCCAUGUGAAGUGCCGCGCCUGCACCGGGCCCGGGGCCGAGGACUGCAGCCGGGUGCCCGGGUCACGCUCUUCGCAUGUUGGCCUGGCGGUGGGCCUGUCGCUGGGCCUGCUGUUUUUGCUGAUCCUGCUGCUUCUGCUCGUGCUCUUCCUCGUGCGCCGGCACGCCGGCAUGGCUGCCACCGGCAAGGACCCGGCGGACGCCGAGGACGCCACCAUGCUGAACACCAUCGUGGAGCUGGCCCUGCCCGGGGCCAUCCUGGUGGGCGUGGACACGGACUUCCGGCCGCUGGAUGAGCAGCUGGGCGCCGGGACCCAGGCGUCGGUGUAUGCGGCGCAGGCGAUCGGAGCUGGCAUCGCCGCGCGGCUGGGCUGCCCGGACGUGGUGGCCGUCAAGAAGAUGCGGCCCGAGGCCAUGGCCCCGGUGCACCACGCCAUGUUCCAAAAUGAGGUGGCGCUGAUCCGCCGGCCAUCGUGA
Molecule: messenger RNA, 11943 nt
Organism: Fonticula alba
Lineage: Eukaryota; Rotosphaerida; Fonticulaceae
Product: serine/threonine protein kinase
Exons: 5
Coding region: 1-11943 (3980 amino acids)
Biological process (GO): protein phosphorylation
Molecular function (GO): protein kinase activity; ATP binding
Source: RefSeq, a predicted model, not a curated record